Molecule: messenger RNA, 796 nt
Organism: Carassius auratus (goldfish)
Lineage: Eukaryota; Metazoa; Chordata; Actinopteri; Cypriniformes; Cyprinidae
Product: ninjurin-2
Exons: 3
Coding region: 5-481 (158 amino acids)
Biological process (GO): tissue regeneration; cell adhesion
Cellular component (GO): membrane
Source: RefSeq, a predicted model, not a curated record
UUGAAUGUUUACAGUGUUCACCAACAGAUUUUUGUUAGUAAUGUUCACUCCCUGUCAGGCUCCUGGCGCAGGGAGCACACAGCGUCCCUUCAACAUGAAUCAUUACGCUACUAAGAAGAGUGCAGCGCAGAGCAUGUUGGAUGUGGCUCUUCUGAUGGCGAACUCCUCUCAGCUGAAGACAGUGCUGCAUUCAGGAGCACAGCACCGCUUCUACGUUCCUCUCAUCGCUCUGAUCUCACUGUCCAUCUCACUGCAGGUCAUUGUUGGCCUCCUGCUCAUCUUCAUUGUGAAGUAUGACCUGAAUGAUGUUAAGAAACAGCCGAGACUUAACACAAUGAAUGACGCAGCAACUGUGUUUGUGUUCUUUACCGUUCUUAUCAACAUCUUCGUCACAGCAUUGGGAUUUGAGACUGGAGGGGGCAGUGCAAUAUUUGAAACUGCACUCGCUCAGACCAGAUCUUUAAACUUCACUGAUGAUUAAGCUCACAUGAUUGUAUUGGGACUCAACCUGCCUUUCAUGUCAUCAACGUGUUUUUACCGAACAACUUACUGGACACUAUAGGCUUACUCCAUAUCAUAACAAAAGAUCUCAUGUGAUAUUAUGUAGGCCUAAUGUUUAGCCAGCACAUUUAAACAAACUAUGAAAUUGUCUUUUUCUCAGUUUAUGUGGAAGAUACCUUUUUACAUAAGGGACACAAUAGAGAAUAUAGCAAAUUGUUUGUGAUUUUUUUAUUUUCUUGGUUAUUGCAUCAUUCUAGCAACACUGAUGAAAACCUAAUUUAAAUAAAAACAUAUU